Molecule: messenger RNA, 486 nt
Organism: Nematocida major
Lineage: Eukaryota; Fungi; Microsporidia
Product: DnaJ-like protein subfamily B member 12
Exons: 1
Coding region: 1-486 (161 amino acids)
Biological process (GO): cellular response to misfolded protein
Cellular component (GO): endoplasmic reticulum membrane
Molecular function (GO): Hsp70 protein binding
Source: RefSeq, a predicted model, not a curated record
AUGGAUGCUGAAGUAAAAAGAAUCCUGCAGAACAAGGAGGACCACUAUAAAGUGCUGGGCGUGCCCAGGGGCAGCACUAAGGAUCAGAUACGGAGCAGCUACAGGAAAAUAGCUGUUAAAAUUCACCCGGACAGAAACUCCGAUCCUAGAGCGACAGAAGCCUUCAUUGUCCUCAAGCGAGCGUACGAGGAGCUGACAACGGACCAGCCAAAGUUCUCGCACACCGCACACCCCGGGGGCACCCACUACAGGCACGCAGGGGCCCACGCAAAUACAGAGUUUGAGGAGCUCCUAAGGUGGUACAUGUCGGCGUCCCAGGGAAACAUAUACACAUUCACUGCCCACCACCCGUUUUCCAGCGGAUUCUCCAGAUUUGGAUACAGGCAUCCCCGAGAAAGGGCGGAUUUAGAGCAGGCGGAAGUCUCAACCAGGGCCCUGGUGAUGCUUGUGGUUUUUCUGAUUCUGUUUGGGCUAAUCCGGGGGUGA